GUUUGUCUUCACGUGGACCACUGCCAGGAAGAGAGAGACAAGUUGUCAAUGAGAGCUGCUGCAGUUGUGUGGUUGAAACUUUAGCCUCAGUUCAUGUCAGGCGGUUACAGGCUGUUUGAAUGACAGCUAGCGGGGCGGACUCGGUUCCUCUUUGCUUCUGGUUGAACUCCCAGCUCUGUCUGACCGGUACAUGGCGACAUUUCUGAGCGUGAUUCAACGUAUUGCCAAUGAGCGCAAGUCGCAGCUCGUGCGAAGUUGAUCAUCAUCAGAAACAGCCGCAGCAGCAGCAACAACAGCACGAGAGGAGGACGGAGACCUUUUAAGGAGCUGAGACGGAAGACAAAGUUGGAUUAUUGUUGCGCAGAAGACUGCGUGUGUGUUUUUCCUGUUUAAGUUUUAUUUUUACGACCAGAGGUAGUUAUGACUUCGGUAUGGAAAAGACUGCAGCGCGUCGGUAAAAAGGCUUCAAAGUUUCAGUUUGUCGCCUCUUACCAGGAACUCGUGUUGGAGUGUACAAAGAAAUGGCAACCAGACAAGCUAAGGGUGGUGUGGACCAGGAGGAACAGACGCAUGUGCUCAAAGCUUCACAGUUGGCAGCCUGGAAUCAAGAACCCCUACAGGGGCAUGGUGGUGUGGCCCGUCCCCGAGAACAUCGACAUCUCUGUUACACUCUUCAAGGAGGUCAAUGCUGAUGAGUUUGAGGACAAAGAGUGGACCUUUGUCAUUGAGGGUGAGAACAAGGGGCAUCGUAAGGUGCUGGCAUCAGCAGACAUCAACCUGAAGCGCUAUGCCAGUCCGACGCCCACCCAGACCGACCUCACACUCACACUGAAGCCGCUUUCAGUCAAAGUGGUGGAGGCCACGCUCAAGUUGUCACUGUCCUGUGUCUUCGUCCGGGAGGGAAAAGCAACUGAUGAAGACAUGCAGAGUUUAGCCAGCCUGAUGAGCGUCAAACCCACAGAUAUUGGCAACCUGGACGACUUCAAUGAGAGCGAUGAAGAGGAGGACAAGAAGUCUGUUACUGCUACAGUCGUUCCACACACUCUAACUCGCCCAAAUCGCCCUGCCCCCCCUCCACCUGACAAGCGAGACUCCGCCGGACCCACUUUUCCAGCCUCAGCCUGUGGCCGUGAUGGCCGCCCUCCUCUACCUAUCGCUCCUCGUCCCUCGCCCCGUCGCAGCCGACACCCCUUCACCACCACUCCUGUCCAGUCAGAGAUCCAACCUUCCCCGUCCCCUCAGCCCUCACCCAGAUCCAAGCAUAAAAAAUCUGCCAACCCUCUUGUUUCCUCUGACCCAUUACCUAAACCUCCGAGCUCCCAGUUUACAUCAUCUGCUCCCUCAGACCAGAGUGCCUCUUCUGUCCUGCCUCUCUCUGAUGUGUCUCCUGCAAAUCCUCCAUCCCCGAAAUCCUCCAAAGCACCCAUAAUCACGCCUUCUUUCCAAAAUAUUUCUUCUUCCCUUCAUCCUCCCCCUCCCAAAAGCUCUGAGUCCUUGCCUACCUCUCCUGCUGCCUCAGUGGAGCCCUCUCUGACAACGUUCCUGAAUUCUUCUUCAUAUCCCCCCUCCAAAGUGCCCUCUGCGCCACCCAGUGUCUCCGAAACAGGCAUCACCUCAUUAACUCCCAAACUUCCCUCCCCUGUAUUGUCAUCACACAAGAAUAUCAUCACAUCAUCCUCCACAGCUCCACAAAAGUCUUCUCUCACUGUAUCCACCACUCUCUCCCAUAAGAUCAUCUCCCAGCCUCUGUCAUCCAAAUUGUCCUCUCCCCUAAAUCCCACCCUGUCCUCUGAGCCUCCAUCCGCUCACCCUCCACUCACCCAGACCCUCUCUCAGCCUCCCUCUCUUCCCCGAAUCUUCCAGUCAUGCUCAGCAAAAGUUCCUGUUUCACAUCAACGGCGCCCCCCAGAGGCUCAAGCACCAGACGAUCAUACUUCUGUCUCUGGCCGUUCUCACAUUUUCAGACCUCAGCUUGUCAAGUCAAUCGACCGCCCUUCCUCUCCCUCUCCUUUCUCCGCUGACGCCCCUCCUCUUGAGUCAACACCUCCUCUCCCCAAAUCUCUCCCCUCUAUCGCAAAGUCAGGAGUUCAGGGGUCAUGGUUGCCAUCUGGUAGCGACAUCACCCCCGUCCCUCUGCUGAGCAGUCCUGACCUUGAUGCCCUCUGUGACCCCGCAGCUCCAGCUCUUACUGCCUCCCUCCCUCACUCCUCACCCCCUCGCUCCUCUUCUCUUUCCACCUCUGUUUUGUUCUCCUCUCCUCACCCUCAGCUCGCUGUCUCUCCUUCUGCUCCUCCCGCUCCAAUCAGCUCCUGUCAUUCAGGCUCAACGUUCCCCCAAGUAGACAAGGAAACAACUUCGAUCCCUCUGAGCCGAGACGAGGGUUCUUCUCAAAAUCACCAGGCGGUUGCCAACAUCAGAGUGUCCAACCAGCCAAUCAGACCAGCCCAGGAUCCAAAGACACCCACAGCAGGAAACAAGGCUGAACCAGCAAGGAUCAGCUCACACAAAGAAGAUGCUGCUGAGGUGGACACCCCUGUCAGACAGGAGGACCAACCAAAUACAGUAAAAGACUCAGAAACACAUCCCACAGUCCCACCUUCUGCUGAACCCGGCGCACCACCAACUAAAGAGGAGCCCAAAGAGCCAGAGAGACCCAGAGUAGAACCAGCAACGUCACCCAAGGUUUCCCCCAAACCAACAAUCGAGCGCACAGCUUUGGCGCUAGAGUCGCUGAUUCCCUCAAAACCAGAACCAGGACUGCGGCCGGAACCGGUUCUCCAGCCAUCAGGAAAACCACAACAGGAAGUAGCAGAUGAGGAGAAACCAGCCGAGGCCAGUGCUGGUGGUCAGGAGAGUUUCGUCAACAAUAAGGAGCCAGUGUGCGAGGCAGAAAAGCAGCUGUGGGCAACGGUGGAGGAGACCACAGCGGAGACAGGAGCGGAAAGAGGGAUGGAAAGUAGUGAGAGACCUGAAGAGAAGGAUGAGAAGCAGGAGGAGGGUGGUGUAAUAGGGGGUGCCCAGAUAUGUGCCCACACAGAGGCAGAUGUGUGUGUUACAGAGCAGCAGAUGGAGGCGCCUGCUGGCUUCAUGUCAGCAGUAGUUGGGGUUUUGUAUAGAGGGCCAAAGGGCCAACUGGCCGACCUCCCUGAUGGCAGAGAGAAGAAACCACCAUCACAGCUCAGACACAUCUCCAGUGAUAAAUGCACUGACACACACAUCGCUCCUCCACAUGAGAUGACGACGUCUCGACUUCCUACGUUACCAGAAGAAGAAGUUUCUGACCUUAAGUUCGCUCAUCCCGCUCCAAUGGUCAGGGAGGAGGCUGACGGAAAGGACGAUGCAGCCGAAGGUCUGGUGAACUCCAGCCAGUCACUGCUCCAGUGGUGUCAGGAGAUCACCAGUGGGUACCAGGGGGUAAAGGUCACCAACUUCAGCACGUCCUGGAGGAAUGGCCUGGCCUUCUGUGCCAUCCUACAUCACUUCCAUCCAGACAAAAUAAAUUUUGACCAGUUGGACUCCCAUGACAUCAAGCUCAACAACAAGAAGGCGUUUGACGGUUUCGAAGCGCUGGGCAUCUCUCGCCUGUUGGAACCGUCCGACAUGGUUCUCCUGUCCGUCCCCGACAGGCUCAUAGUCAUGACCUACCUCAGCCAGAUCCGCACACACUUCACCAACCAGGAGUUGAGCGUGCUGCAGAUAGAGCACAACAGCAGCCAGUCCAGCUACGGCCUCGCCCCCUCUGGACCCGCUCCCACUAAUGUCGACGCUGCUGCUUUCUGCAUGGCCAGACUGAAUGAAGGAGUGAGCCUCGAGGAGGGAGGGAGUAGCACGCUGGUCGUCCCGCCACCGAGGACCAAACGACAGGCUAAAGUCGAUGAGUCAAUAACCCCAGUCCCACCACCGAGGUCGCUUAACAAAGCAGUCAGAUCUGGACUCGCUCAGGAUGAAGACAAAAAGACAGGAAUCACUGAUAGUACAGAGUUGCAGAGUGCAGCUGAGACCCAGCCUCCCAAACAAGAAGAGGAAACAAUGUGUCUGCAGGACACCAGCCAGUAUGUGCUGAGUGAGCUGGCAGCGUUGGAGUCGGAGCAGAAGCACAUUGACACCAGAGCCGCUGUGGUGGAGAGGCGACUGCGAAGCCUCAUGGAAACAGGAAGUGACCGUGAUGAAGAGGAGCGACUGAUCCAGGAGUGGUUCACUCUGGUGAACAAGAAGAACGCUCUGAUACGCAGACAGGACCACCUGGAGCUACUACAAGAGGAACAGGAUCUGGAGAGGAGAUUUGAGCUUCUGACAAGGGAGCUACGGGUCAUGAUGGCUAUAGAAGACUGGCAGAAGUCGUCCACUCAGCAGCAGAGGGAGCAGCUGCUCCUUCAGGAGCUGGUAUCUUUGGUCAACCAGCGAGAUGAGAUCAUCAGAGACAUCGAUGCCAAGGAGAGAGGGGCUCUGGAGGAAGAUGAACGUCUGGAGCGCGGUCUAGAGAUGAGAAGGCAAAAAUAUAGCAACAAAGACAAAUGUGUCUUACAGUAAGAAGAGAGUUUGCAGCUUUAAGUCUCGAAAGAUGAAUGUUAUUCAUAAUUUUUGCACACAAGAUAAAAACAGGACUUUUGUGGCUCAGUGUUUCCCUGUUUUAGCUUUUAGUGCCUUUAUUUUUCUUGGAGAACUGUUAAAACCAUUAUGAAGAAGAUAUGGGCUGCAAACUGUCUUUGGAAGUGUUUGCUUGAAAAAGAAUCUGUUCGUGUCAAAGUUUAAUUAUUUUUAGUCUGUCUUAUGUAUUAUUUUAAUUCUCUUCACGUUUUUAUUUAUUUAAAUGAUGCGUCAGAUUGCUGUACAUCUAUUGCACAUGUGUUUUGUGUGUGUAUUCAUCAACACUGGCUUCUCCUCUUCUAGUUUUUAUAAAGAGUAGGUUCUCUCCAUCACAAAAAGAGCUUUUAAGAAUCUGUUAAACCAAAAUGUGCCUUUUUGUUUAUUUCUGAAAUGUAAAAGGAAGUCUUACAUUUCUAUUUCAGAUGUUUCCACCCUGAAAGUAAAAGAUAUUUGCUUGUGACACACCAAAAAUGAUGUGAAAAGUAAUGAGCUGGACUCAAAUUCACAAUAUUGAGAGUACAGGGUACAUGUUUUUAACUUAAGUUUACUUAAGUUUAAGUAACUUAAUUUUUAUAAACCCUAAAAGCAUUUCCACUUAUUGCAACACUGAUUGUUUUCUUUUUUUCAUUAUUAGAUGUUGAAAGUGUUCUUUAUAUUAAGGAGUUAUCAGUUAUUGUGUGCACACAGACCCAGAAUGCCUUAAAUCACCCAGAAAGUUUAUGGUUGUGAUGCUUUAUUACAGAAAUGAACCUGUUUCCUCACUGCUGUGUCCUUUGACUGCUAUAUGCAUGCUGUUUGAGGUGUGCUGAUAAAGUGGUACUCACUACUGUAUACCUUUCAUACACUGUAUACCUGAAUUUGCUGUCUAUAUUUAUGAGGUGAUGAUGUGAUGAAUGAUGUCGAGAAAUAUGUUGACGAAACAUAAAUAUUAGUUUGUUGCUUAUA
Messenger RNA from Plectropomus leopardus (leopard coralgrouper), 5532 nucleotides. Lineage: Eukaryota; Metazoa; Chordata; Actinopteri; Perciformes; Serranidae. The record is from RefSeq and is a predicted model, not a curated record.